Aspergillus wentii DTO 134E9 is the source of this 1064-nucleotide messenger RNA. RefSeq names its product copper transporter family protein. NCBI's taxonomy places the organism in Eukaryota, Fungi, Ascomycota, Eurotiomycetes, Eurotiales, Aspergillaceae. Gene Ontology annotation, biological process: copper ion transmembrane transport. The record is from RefSeq and is a predicted model, not a curated record. The coding region runs from base 232 to 672 and encodes 146 amino acids. Gene Ontology annotation, cellular component: membrane. The transcript has a single exon. Gene Ontology annotation, molecular function: copper ion transmembrane transporter activity.
UUAUUGUCAGCCAGAAUGAUGGACAUGGACAUGUCGGGUUCCAGUUCGUCCAUGGACGAGUGUUCCAUGACGGUAAGCCACUCAUCGAUCAUGAUCAAGACAAUUGCUAACUCUCUAGAUGCUGUGGAAUUGGGAAGUCAUCGACUCUUGUAUGUCUCGAUGGAAUAAAUACUCGACACUCGCUAAUUGCUAGGCUUCCUCUCUGCCACAUGGCGCAUCACUUCCGCCGGCAUGUUUGCCGUCUCCUGCAUUGGCGUUGCUUUUCUGGUCAUCACCCUGGAGUUUCUCCGUCGCAUUUCCAAAGACUACGAAGAUAGCAUCCAGCGACAGUUCCAGCGCCAUGUUGCAGCCCAGACAGACGAUGUCAAGUAUCGCUUUGCAUGCGGCGACACUAACACGCCCAUGGUGAUGACCUUUCGUGCCAGUCCUUUACAGCAGAUUGUCCGCUCGUUCAUCCACAUGGCGCAGUUUGCCGUGGCGUACAUCAUCAUGUUGAUCGCGAUGAACUACAAUGGCUUCAUGAUUAUCUCCAUCUUUAUCGGGGCAUUCCUGGGCAAGUUAUUCUGCGACUGGGGGCAGUAUAAAGUGGUCAUUGGCAUGCAAUCGAAUCCCUCUCCCAAACAGGCUGGUCCUGUGGGAAUAGAAAACGAGCCCACGUCUUGCUGUGGGUAGUCGUCUCAUCAAUGGAAACUCGUAAUGUCUAUCUAUCCUCGCGAACAAGAUUCCGGUACUGGUUAUUCGGAUCCUGUUCCUCCUCUUCCGCGGAAGGAAUCGUCUUUCUCACUCUGCAUGGAGCGCCCACGGCCACUGAGAACGGCGGGAUAUCUUUCGUCACGAUCGAACCAGCUCCAAUCGUCGAGCCCUGUCCAAUGCGAACACCUGGCAGAAUCACCACAUUGCCCCCGACCCAACAGUCAUCCUCGAUAAACACCGGAUGGCCGAAUUCCACAAACUUCCUGCGCGACAGAAUGCUGGUGUCGUGGCCGGCAGUGAAGAUACUCGUGUUGGUUCCGAUCUGCACUCGAUCGCCAAUCACCACCAGGCUCGUGUCCAACACCGUCAAG